Messenger RNA from Gallus gallus (chicken), 1005 nucleotides. It is a transcript of the gene CHIRL9, whose product is annotated as leukocyte immunoglobulin-like receptor subfamily B member 3. Lineage: Eukaryota; Metazoa; Chordata; Aves; Galliformes; Phasianidae. The record is from RefSeq and is a predicted model, not a curated record. The annotation marks the transcript as partial. The transcript is spliced from 2 exons.
CUGCUGUCCCCUGUCCUAUUGCCCCAACCCUUCCAGUCGCUGCACCCCAGCCAGGGGGUGUCCCUGGGGGACAAUGUCACCCUGCGCUGCCACCUGCCCCGCAUGGCUGCCUGGGUCCAGCUCUGGUUCAAUGGAACUCUGAGAUUUAACAAGGAAAAAGACAAGGAGCAGGAUACAGCCGAGUUCUCCUUUGCUGUCACAAACCUGGAGGACGCCGGGACAUAUCAGUGUCGGUACCAGGUGUCAGAGCCACUGUGGACAUCAAAUCAGAGUGACCCCGUGGAGUUGGUGCUGACAGGGGCCCUCCAGGGACACCGAGGAUCUGACCUACACCGAGAUGCCAGCUGCCAUCCCGUGCUCCCAGCCUCCCACUUCCUCCACUGCCUCCCAGUCCCCUGUCAUCUACACCACAGUGAGCACUGAUUUACCGCGCUGAUGGGCCUCCCCAAGUGUCUCAUUUCUGGGGUGUGUGGAAGGGGACAGACCUCAAAUUCCCUGCUUGGGACUCCCUGAUGUCCUCUUCUAACCACAAACCAGAUAACCUCCCCAAAUCUAACAAUCCCACAUUCUCACUGGUACAUCCCAAAUGCUUCCCAGACACACCAAAUCCCUAAAUGCUCAUCUCUUACCCCAAAGUCCUUCUUUAUCCCCUCAAAUCUCUUAACAGUCCCUGAGACCUCCAAAUGCUCUCCCAUCCGCUCCCAAACACCACCACCAUUCCUGUGAGACCCCCUCAUCUGUCCCAAUCUACCCCUCCUCUGGAGAUCCCCAGACAUGUCCCUUUGCUCCCCUUCCAUCUCCCACUGAUGCUCGAUAGAUCCCCUAUAAAUUCCCCAAUAUUUCCUGCCUCCUAUUCUGUCCCGGUUUUAUCAUUGGUCUUUGGGUGCUGAGCAAUUCCUUUGUGCAUCACUUGCGUUGGAAAAAUAUAUUCAUAUAUCUCAUCAUCAUUACUGUUAUGUCUCUCUUCGUUUUCGGUCUCAGUAAAUAGAUUUUAUCUGAACCUAC